AACAGCGGAAGAUUCAAAUCGAAGAUGGCGGCUGAAAAUGAUCCUCACAACAAUCACAAACUGAGCCGAAGGGGAACAAAAUGCACCAUGUUUAUCAGCCAGGUCAAGCCAAGCACAAGCCAGUCUGUGAUCUUUAACCCGGACUUCUUUGUGGAGAGGCUGAGGCACGAGCAUCCACAGGCCUUCGCGGAUUUGGUGCUUAGCAAUAUCACCCGACUCAUAGACCUUCCAGGGGAAGAGUUUGCACAACUCACCGGAGAGUCAGAGGCCAAGCUGCCGUCUGCCUCUGGCUUUCUGCGCUCCUUCAACUUCCUGAAGCGAAAAGACAAAGGAAUUGUUUUUGGUGCACCACUAACUGAAGAAGGAAUAGCACAGAUCUAUCAACUCAUUGAAUACCUGAGUAAAAAUCUCCAUGUGGAGGGGUUGUUCCGUGUGCCAGGCCACAGCCUCAGGCAGGCCGCCCUGAGGGAGAUGCUGAACGCGGGGGCAGAUAUAGAUCUAGAGACAGGCGACUUCCACCCCAAUGAUGCGGCCACACUGCUCAAAGCCUACCUGGGGGAGCUGCCGGAGCCCCUGCUCACACACAGACACUAUCAGGCUCACUUGAAGAUCGCAGAGCUGACUCGCUUUGAUGAUAAGGGGGAUAAGACGAAUGAGCCGGACAAGGAACGUCAGAUUGAGGCAUUUCAGCUUCUGUUCAUGCUGCUCCCACCAGCCAACCGCAGCCUGUUGAAGCUGCUGCUGGACCUGCUCUACCACACCGCCCGCAAUCAGCACAUCAACAAGAUGUCUGCUAUCAAUCUAGCCACUAUGUUCGCUCCACACAUCAUCUGGCCCAAAAAUGUGAUGGCAAGUGAUCUUCAGGGAAAAAUUGAGCAACUGAAUAAAGGGAUUGCGUUCCUUAUCAGGCAUUCACAAAAGCUCUUUAAGGCACCUACAUACAUCAAAGAAUAUACCCGCUUGUACUUCACCGGAUCAAAUACUCUUCAGUCAAGGGACGACUCGACACUCUGUUCUGCGAGUAAACAGGAGCUCAUACCUUUGGUGACAGCUGCCUCCCCUUCUCCCUCCGUGAGGACCAUCAGAGGGGAGGUCAGCAGUUCCACUUCCCUAAAGUCCCCUGAGAGAGCGAGUUACACCGAGUCUGCCCUCAGAGAGCUGUACCAGCAGGUCAGCACCAUGCCCGAGUCUGCCAAAAAGAAGAAACUAAUCAGACAGUUUGACAAGCAGCCUUUGCUGACCCCUUCGUCUGACUCUCGGACGCCAUUCAGCCGGAAACAUUGGCGCUCACGCUCGCUGGGAGGAAUGAUCAAGAGGAAGGUGUUGGGAAGCCAGAUAUUAAGAGAGAAAGAAAACAGCAGACUGCAGAGUCCUCCACCCAGUGGGCAGUUGAUGGCAAAGGAAGAGAAAACACCAGCUGUGGAGGAGAUUAGUCAGCUCUAAAAGAAUGCGUUCUACAAAGAAACCUUCGGUCAGGCUGUUAUGUAAAGGGUAUUAAAGGAUCUUCUCGAGGCGUCGACACAAACUAAACAGUGUAAGGCACUGAGCAGCUUUGUUUUGACACCAUGUUUGGAUCUGUACUCUGCUUUUUCUUUCUCAAGAAGUAAGAUGUCUUAAAGGUUCUUAAGAUAGCCAAUUCUUGCAGUUUAGUAAGGUUUACUGAAACUGAAAGCCUAAAAAGAGUUCAAUCAGAUGAUCCAUUUAUUUUAAGUCAAUGCAGUUGACGUGUUUUCUUACGCAGUGGUGGUCCGUCUUCAUUUCUUUACAUAUUUUUAAUGACAUUUUUAGCAGGAAGCAAAUGAUCUGAUUUAACCAGUGAAUUUGUGGGUUUUCAACUUUGUCAUCUGGAACGUGUUUAUUUAAUUUGCAAACCAAAUUGUAUUUAUUUCGUAUUGCUCAUAUGGCUGUUUUAUUUCCUGGAUUCCAAAGCAUCAGAUGUUUUGAUAAGAUGUGAUACGCAGGCUCUUUCUAUUUAAAUGUGACAUUUUUCUUUGUAAGCAUAACAUACCUUAAUUGGACUGACACAGUCAAAGCAGACCCUUCAAGACUUUUUUUUAGAAAAGUGUGAAUUCUGAGUGCCUUAAAGUGAAUAUGUCUUAAGAAACUGUAUAAUGCAAUGUUUUUUUUUUACAUUCCUAAUUGCUUUGGUAGUGUGCUGAAAUGUCUAUAAAUGUCUAUGUCUAUCUAAUUCAAGCAUCAUAUAACAAGAGAAAGACCAAAGGACCAGCUUGUGUAGAUUAAAUACAUUUAAUAAAUUAGAGUUUGUCUUUGUUUCCAUUAGCUCAAUUCCUGGGUGUCAAGCUGUGAGUCUUUAAACUACUGCUACUUUAAAAUACUUCUUGGUCUUGCUUUUAUAUUUAAGUUGUCUUAUGCCAGUGUUGACUCUUAUGCAACAUCGUAUACAGUUUUAUACAUUUCUAUGCAUUUGUGCAGCAUUUUUUCUUUUUACUUUUUUAGAUUUGUCUAUAUUUAUCUUUUAUUUUGAAAAAGUUGAGUGCAAAUGAAGGUUUGUUGUUUGCCUUCAAGGGUGGUGGUUAAAGCAGGUGCUUUCUCUCAGAGUUUGAGCCAAUGCCACUUUUAAAGCCUGCUUGUUGUCUUUUAACUCUUUCAGUAGCAGUUUUCAGGUCAAUGGUCACUCUGCCAAGCUGUUACAAUUCAACUAUAAUGUGAUAAUUGCCAACACUCUACUUUCAUUGGCCAUGUAAACUGAUGAUUGUAAUGCUACUGUGUGUGAAGCUAUGCAACUUACUGUAAUUAAAAGACAUCA
Messenger RNA from Notothenia coriiceps (black rockcod), 2767 nucleotides. RefSeq names its product Rho GTPase activating protein 19 (gene arhgap19). The transcript is spliced from 11 exons. The record is from RefSeq and is a predicted model, not a curated record. NCBI's taxonomy places the organism in Eukaryota, Metazoa, Chordata, Actinopteri, Perciformes, Nototheniidae. Bases 25 to 1443 code for a protein of 472 amino acids. Gene Ontology annotation, cellular component: cytoplasm. Gene Ontology annotation, molecular function: GTPase activator activity. Gene Ontology annotation, biological process: signal transduction; regulation of small GTPase mediated signal transduction.